UUUUAAGUCUGGCCUUGGCCUAGCGGAUCAACUCUAUUUCAAAACCAUUGUUCCUUUCUCUCAUCUUUUCUAAGUUUCAGAUAUAUCGUAAAACAAUGCAAUUCGAUGUAAGUAACUGCACGCCAUUGCGGCAUGGGCGAGUCCGGACAUUGUUGAACGAAUCGUCAUUAGCGUCAUCACCUUCUUUACAAAUUCCUGCUUCACCAUUCAUGAAGCAUUUAGGAUUCGGAACUGGUGUGAAUGUUUAUUUGAUUGAAAGAUCGCCACGUCAAGGCCAGUAUAGAUCACCGUGGGCAAUUAAGAAGAUAAAUAAAAAAUGCGGUGGGAAUGAAAUGACCUACAUAGAAAGGUUAAAAGAGGAAGCGGCCAUCUUAAAAAGUCUUCACCACAAAAACAUUGUAGGUUUUCGAAGCUUUACAAAGUCAGAGGAUGGAACUUUGUGUUUGGCGAUGGAGGACGGAGAGAAAUCUUUAUUUUCUAUGAUUGAAGAUCGAAUGUCAACAGAGACUGGACCGUUUCCAGUUCAAUGCAUUCUUGAAGUUGCUGCCCAAGUGUCAAGUGCCUUGGCUUAUUUGCACAAUGAAAAGAGAAUUUUACAUGGAGAUUUAAAGAGUGCUAAUAUACUUGUACAGGGUGAUUUUGAAGUCGUAAGAAUCUGUGAUUUUGGAGUUACAAUUCAACUUAAUGAACUCCUUGAAGCUUCAGAUCCAGAGGCACAGUAUGUGGGGACAGAAUCAUGGUGUUCAAAAGAUGUAAUGGACGGGGGUGUCAUAAGUGACAAAACUGACAUCUACGCAUAUGGGAUGAUACUGUAUGAGAUGUUAACUCUUGUGAUUCCUCAUAUGCAUGUCUUCCCUGAGGAAGAAGAUUUUAGCAUCACAGAAGAGUUUGAGAGGGAAUUUGAACAAGCAGAGAUUGAAUAUCAAAACAGUUUGGGAACAAGGCCUCCAUUACUAAAUUACCAGUACGACAUUGCGUACCAGUCUGUUAUUGAAUUGUUCUGGGCUUGUAGUCAGUCUGCACCUGAAGAUCGGCCUUCUGCAGCACAAAUUGUUGAAGGUUUAAAACAACACACAGAAAUUGAAUCCUACAUUGCAAUGCCAGAUCCCAAAGGAAAGCUGGAAUUUUAAUCUUUUAUUUCUCUUGCCACCGUUGUUGUGUUUUAAUGUGCUCUUUUAAAACUUCAUUGCCAUGUAUGAAUAAACCACAUAUCUAAAAAAAAUAUCAAA
This is a messenger RNA of Ciona intestinalis (vase tunicate), 1229 nucleotides long. Lineage: Eukaryota; Metazoa; Chordata; Ascidiacea; Phlebobranchia; Cionidae. The record is from RefSeq and is a predicted model, not a curated record.